Messenger RNA from Amphiprion ocellaris (clown anemonefish), 10065 nucleotides. It is a transcript of the gene man1b1b, whose product is annotated as mannosidase, alpha, class 1B, member 1b. The transcript has 14 exons. Gene Ontology annotation, molecular function: mannosyl-oligosaccharide 1,2-alpha-mannosidase activity; calcium ion binding. Bases 307 to 2247 code for a protein of 646 amino acids. NCBI's taxonomy places the organism in Eukaryota, Metazoa, Chordata, Actinopteri, Pomacentridae. The record is from RefSeq and is a predicted model, not a curated record. Gene Ontology annotation, cellular component: membrane; endoplasmic reticulum. Gene Ontology annotation, biological process: N-glycan processing; carbohydrate metabolic process.
CACCUUUCAAUCACAUUUGUUGAUGUCAGAGAUCAGCAUCAUGUCGGAAGCUACAAGUUGGUGACAUUCAGUAGAUUUUUGAUCAUCGGUGUAAUAUCGACACAAGAAGUACAAUAUUACAACUAAAGCUACGUGCUGCAUUGCUUUCGUUUGGAGUAUCGAUGAAGUGGUUUAAGCAUGGGGGGACCCCUGGAGCUGUUGUAUCAACCUUGAGCUAACGCAGCUCAAACAGAGAACUGUGUCCCUCCUGCUGGUAGAUCGGAUUGGAUUGGUUGCAUUUAAUACUUUGAGGCCUUGGUUACAGACAUGCACCUGUCAUCCCGCCAGGACUAUGUAUCUAUAAGCUUUGCUGGACAAGGAAGUGGAAGUUACAACAACAGCAAGCAGUGGAGGAGGCAGUCCUGCUGGAGGAAAUGGAAGCAGCUGUCCAGGCUUCAGCGGAGCCUCAUCCUUUUCAUCCUUGUCCUCCUGUUCAUUUGUGGAAUAGCCUCUUAUCCUUCUGUCACAGAACACCUCAGAGGCCUUACAGGUGGAAAACAAGACACAGCCAGUGACAGCAUUCUGGGGCCCUUCGUCCCUUUUGUGCUGCCUGAGCCGGCCAAACAGGGUCCACCACCACUGCCAGAACUAACCUCCCAGAGGAAAUUAUCCAAUAAAAGAGGACCACCUGUCCUUCAGAAUCGUCUUCAGAAAAAAGGAAAUGCUUCAGAGACAGUGGUUGAAGACAGGGCAGCUGACAGCAAGAAGGAAGGUGAAGAAAAGGGAGUCAUCAGCUGGCGUGGGGCUGUGAUUGAUACUGAUGAAGCCACGGAAGGCACCAAGAAUGGGGAAAAUAAAGAGGAUGCACCUGCCAACCGGGAAGUCAAAACCUCCAAAGAUUUAGAAUCUAGCUGGCUGGAGGCAGUGCAAGAAGCUUUCAGACAUGCUUGGAAGGGCUAUAAAGAGUUUGCUUGGGGCCAUGAUGAGCUCAGACCCAUCUCCAAGUCUUACAGCGAGUGGUUUGGUCUGGGGUUAACGCUUAUUGAUGCCCUGGAUACCAUGUGGAUCCUUGACCUGAAAGAAGAAUUUGAGGAAGCGAAGUCAUGGGUGGCCACAGAGCUCACAUUCAACAAAAAUGUUGAUGUCAAUCUGUUUGAAAGCACCAUUCGCAUCUUGGGAGGCCUGCUGAGUACUUACCAUCUGACUGGAGACACCCUGUUCUUAGACAAAGCUAAAGACAUUGGCUCCAGGCUAAUGCCUGCCUUCAACACUCCGUCCAAGAUCCCCUACUCUGAUGUGAACAUUGGGAAGGGCAUAGCCCACCCACCUCGCUGGACCUCAGACAGCACUGUAGCCGAAGUUACAAGCAUCCAGCUGGAGUUUAGGGAGCUAAGUCGCCUCACCCAGGAACCACAGUACCAGGCUGCAGUGGCUGAAGUUAUGAAGCAGGUCCACAAACUGGAUGGCAAGUUGGAUGGUCUUGUGCCAAUGUUCAUCAACACAAACAAUGGGCAGUUCACCCAUCAAGGCAUCUACACACUGGGAGCCAGAGCAGAUAGCUAUUAUGAAUAUCUGCUGAAGCAGUGGAUUCAGGGAGGCAAAAAGGAGAACCAACUCUUGGAGGACUAUCUGCAGGCAAUAGAGGGUGUAAAGAAGAACCUGUUGCAGAAGUCUUCACCAAAUGGCCUUACCUUUGUUGGAGAGCUCUCACAUGGACAGUUCAGCCCGAAAAUGGACCAUCUAGUUUGUUUCCUGCCAGGUACUCUGGCCCUUGGUGCUCACAACGGCUUGCCUGCUGACCACAUGGAUCUAGCCAAAGAAUUGAUGGAGACUUGUUACCAGAUGUACAUCCAGAUGGAGACCGGCCUCAGUCCAGAGAUAGUCCACUUUAACAUGCAUCAAGGCAGCACACGAGACAUUGAUGUAAAGCUUGCAGACCGACACAACCUCCUGCGACCGGAGACAGUGGAGAGCCUCUUUUACCUGCACAGGUUGACAAAGGAUCACAAAUACCAGGACUGGGGCUGGGAGAUUCUCCAAAACUUUGAGAAGUACACCAAGGUUUCCUCUGGCGGCUACACCUCCAUUAACAAUGUGCGGGACCCAGAGUACCCAAGCCCAAGAGACAAGAUGGAGAGUUUCUUUCUGGGGGAGACCCUGAAAUACUUUUACUUGCUCUUCUCCAACAACACCAACCUCAUUAGCUUAGACCAGUAUGUCUUCAACACUGAAGCUCAUCCCCUGCCAAUAUGGCCUUCCACUGCGUGACACACAGACAGGCAAACACUACAACACAACAAAUCUCUCAGGGUUGGUCUAACACCCAGAUCAUUUCUUUGUCUUCGGUGUCAGUGAUGGAAUGUUGUCAGAAAAGUGCCACUGAACACAGACCACAGAUGGAAAAGCCUCCUUUCCAUUGAUUGAAUCAUUGUAUUCACGGAUAGCCAUUGAAAAAGUCGAGUUGAGUUUGUGGCUGAUUAAUUUGGUUUUCAUGGCAUGGACUUCUAGCAGUAACACUAUUGAUGCUGAAGAAGCGAAGGACGGUUUCUAUCCUCAUGGACACCCAAGUUGUAUCACCACUGAAGAAAAACCUGAUCAUGACUUGAAUCAAAGCUGUCUUAAAUACAUGUUGAGAAAAUGAGGAGCGACUGUUCAGACUGAUACAGAUAUAUCAAAACUGAUACUAAUAUCUUCAGUUUUAAGGUGACCUUAUGUUUGUCUACAGCUGUACAAAAUUCAUUUUGAUCUAAAAUAGCCACUUUUAUGUCAAAAAUGUUCACAAAGCAAUUUCCAAGUCUUCAUAUUUUGUAUGGUGGAAUGGUGGAAUGCACAAACAGCAUUUAACCCAUUUUAAAACAAAGCCAGUAUCUGGCCUGGAGCUCUGAUUCUUGCAGGGAAUGAAUGGGAGUGACAGCAGACUGGUUGCCUUUGUAGCACCACAUUCCCUGUUAGCAGCAGCCAGCUGUCUGAACUGAAACCAAGGCUACUUGCAGCUUGACUGCUCUUGAUUGUUAAGCUUGCAGGAGCAUGAGAAGAGGCAAACUCCUCAUCACUCACUCUGUGUUGAUGAUUAUCAAGUGCUGUUGCUAGCACUCUUCUCAGAUGCCCUCCUUUCUCUGCUUGUCAACAGAGAAUCAAGCUGAAGCUUUAUGACGAGGCCUAAAUGAUGCCUCAGUCCAUGAGUUGUCCAUGUCCCUUAGGAAAUGUGACCUUUCAACAAGAUAAUCUCUUUCAGUCACUUGGGGUCAAGGAGAAAGUUUGCUUGUUAGGUGCUCACAGUGCAACAUGAUUAAUGAAUGACUGACCAGGCAAGUUCAGUGACGGUGUUAGUAGCUCCAGAUGUUUCAAGGACAAAACAUUUGCUGUACGGCUGGGAGACAUGGUGACAUAUACAGAUAUCAACUAGAAAAGCACUCAGAGUGCGUAGUACUCCGCCAAGAGCUCAGUCUGUUCAUUCCCCCAUAUAGCAUUGUCAGAAAUGCAGACUUUUUCAUUGUUCGCUUGUUGUUAUAGUUACAGUGACGCCGUGCCACUAUCUCAUACAGAAAUCUUUAACAAAUCCGUGGAUCCAGACUAUAAGCCACAUCACUGCCAAAAGCUAAUCAUUUGGUCCUUGUGUCAUUUCUGACCUUCGAUGAAAAUUUAAUCCAAAUCCGUUUUUAUGAAAUUUUGUGAACAGACAGACGGACAAACCAACGGCCAUCGUUACAUAACUCCACCGAGGCUCUGCCUCCUUGGCAGAGUAAUUAUACCCCUUGAUCACAUGCACUCUGUUAUAUUAAACUGAUGGCAACUAAAUGGGUCGCCGUGGUUGCUAAUCUGUAGAAGUCAUGACAGCAGUCUUACUUUGUUGGACCUAGUAACAUUUCCACAUAACUUUCAACAGCACACACAGCACAAGUGUGAACUGAACUGUCAUAUUAAUGGAACAGUUUAAAGAUUAAUGAUUCCCAGCAAUAAUGAAUGUAGUCUAAGUAUUUUUCUCCACAAAAUGUUAAGAGGAGCUGAAAGUGUGUUUCUUCCAACUGUUUGAAACUAUUGACUGAGUUUAAUGCCUGCAGCAUUAGGAUCCAUACCAGUGUCUCCAAAUAGAGCGAGUUCACACUGAACAACAGAGCCAGCAACUUAUUUCAAUUCUUUCAAUUAUAAAUUACCCCCCAAAGAACAUGGAGAGUAGAUCAGUCUGAGCCAGGACCCAACAGGUCACACUGUAGAACUGCAUGUCUUCACCUCAGACAUGUGAGCUGUCACACACGGAAUGGCAGUUUAGUUUCCAGCUGUUUAGGAUUAUUUCUUCAUAUUUAUUACAAACCUGAAUCAGACAGUGGUAAGAUCCAUGAGUGUCUCUAAAGAGAGAGAGAGAACUGUGCUUUUAUGCACAGAGCAACUGUGACCUAUGACUGAAAGGAGCUUGAGUGACAGAAUGCCAUCACUUUAAUCUUCCAUGUUUGAAAGGGGAUUUAGUCAACUUGUCAGACAGUUCCUCCUCAUACUGUGUAUCAGUAGUGGAAGUAGUAUUCUUUACUUGAGGUAAAGUACAUGUGCAUUGUUGACUAAAUAUGUUAAUCCUCUUAUUGCCUUGGUCAUGUUUUUCCCUCACUGUGUGGCCUUGUUUUUACUGAAAUAUAAAGUCUUGCGCAGCCAUGGCUAAAAGUAAAGAGAAUUCAGAAAUGUCUUAUAAUAUAAAUUUUACAAAAGAAAAAACAAAACUUCAAUUUCUUUGUUGAUAAAUUUUUACUAAAAUAAAAAAAAUGAAAUCAACUUGUGAUGAACACAAUGGCUUUACAUGCUUUAGAUAUAUUACUCCUUAUAUUUUACAUUUCCAUAUUUGUCUCCGCUCCUCUGUGAAAACACAGCCUGCAGUUCAGUAGAAAUAUUGUGAAAUUUUGUCAUGGAACUGUGGGUCACAGCUGAAUCAGUCAUGGAUUUACUGUUGUGCUGAGGAGUUUAGCUUAAUGUGUUUAUUUUUGACAAGAUCUCGUGCAAAUGGUUUAUUUUUGGUACAUAUUUAAAUGUGGCCAGUAAAGUAACAUGCUUUUAAGCUUAGUCUUGGUUCAUUUCCCAACAAAACUGAAAAUCCAGCACGAUUAGUUCAGUGGCCAUCAGAGAGGUGAAAAUCUGUCAAUUCUUUUUGUUUUUAUAGUUUUAGGCUAAUUCAUUUUUGGUGAUUUUCUUGUUCUGUUUUUUGAAGGUAAAAUGCCUUUUUAACCUGCUGGCACAUUUUGGGGUUCAGGGUGUAAAAAUGUAAGUUCUUAAGGGAUAUAUUCAGUUCAAUUCAGUUUUAUUUAUAUAGCACAAACUUCCCACAUAUGACAUCUUAUCACCCUCGGGCUCAGGGUAGGCAGCUAUCUGCCUUCACCAGGCUGAGAGUGGAGAUGAUACGCUAACUGAAUGGAUUAUUUGCAACCCAAAAGUGCCCUAAUGGCCCACUGGUUUAUUAGCAUUUAUUAGCAAGUUUUAUUCAGAAUUAGUGAUGCAGUACAGUAAUCAACAACUCCAGCAGAGAUAAGCGUAGCGCAGUGAAAAUCGAAUAUUUUCCUCUGAAGUAAGGCCAACAGUAGGUGUGAGGUGGUACACUAAAAAUACUCUAGCGUGAAAUUCUACUUUGAACCAUUACCACUGCCAUAGGUAGCUCUCAUUUAUUUCUCAGUAUGUAUAAUGUUGCGAGUCAGUGAGUGGCCUCCUUUUAAGCCUUCGCCGUACACCCUUUUCCCUUUGUUUUUCCCUAAAGUAGCUUUCUGGUACUUAAAAUCUUUGUAUUAUUUGCUGUUAACUGCUUUCCCAUCAGAAAAGCUCUUGUCCUGGGCUGCACUGUGGCUUGGUGGUUAGCGGUUAGCAUGAUCGACUUGCAGCUAGAUGAUACCUGGUUUGUGUCCCGGCCUUCCCAGGAUCUUUCUGCGUGGAGUUUGCAUGUUCUCCCUGUGCAUGCGUGGGUUUUCUCCUCCCAUAGUCCAAAAACAUGCUGAGGUUAUUUGGUGAUUCUAAAUUGUCCGUAGGUGUGAAUGUGAGUUUGAUUGUUUGUCCCUAUAUGUCGCCCUGUGAUAGACUGGUGACCUGUCCAGAGUGUCCUCUGCCUUCACCCUAAGCCAGCUGGGAUAGACUCCAGCUCCCCACAACCCUAAUGAGGAUAAAGUGGUGUAUAGAUGAUGAAUUGAUGGAUGGAAGUUCCUGUCCUGCUUUAGAACUAUGGAACCAGGGUGCCAUUCUGUGAACCAGUCAGCAUUUUCACUAUUUUUAUAGCACAGCCAAUGUGUCACUGUGACUACAGAUUCUUACUGUUUUUUUUAUACAUCAAAUGUAGAUGAAGGAAAACCAAGCCAGAUGGUGGAUCAUACAAGGGUUGAAUAAAUAGUUGACACACUGAACAUGGAGCAUGUCACUGUCACACUGGUACAAACAUCACACUCUGUGCCAGUCAGCAGCCAGGAUGAUCCAACCUUUAUGGAGAGGAUCUUCACUGGAGACCAGAGGUGGGACUUUUCUUAAACAUUUACGUGGUUGUGCACCAUGAACUCAUCCCUUAUGCUUGGACUGUCCAGGCAGAGUUUCACUGUAACAUCCUGCAGGAGAACAUUCAUCACAACCUGAACAACACAAUAUUUGCUCUUCACCUGGCUAACUCAUCAGAUGUGACUUCUUCUUUGUCCCCAGAAUAAUCGAAGGGCCUCGAUUUUGACACAAUUUAGGAGAUUCAGGGUGAAUCCAAGAUGGUGCUGGAUAUGUUUGCAUAUUUGGGACUUCAAGGCUAGCUCAAUGCCCAAUAAUGACGCUUUUCCAUUAGCACCUACUCGGCUCGACUCUACACGGUUUGUGAGGUUUUCCAUUAGGAUGUUGUACCUGGUACCAGGUACUAUUUUAGUACUUACUCGGCCGGGGUUCCAAGCAAGCUGAGUCGAUAAUGUGACGUCUACUGAGUGCAGGUCACUGAUUGGACAGGGAGUGACGACACUACACAGCAUACAUAUUUUAAUAUCUAAUAGCAAUAAAUUGCAACCAGUACAGGGUUGUACACAGGACUGAUAUACGGUAACUGUAACGAACUAGCAUUAGGUUACCCUCAUACGUCCUCUAGUUCGUGUCCUCUUGUCUUCAGCUUGAUACUGCUGUAUCGCCUCCCAAAGUCUCAUGUUCUCCUGAGUGUUUCGAUUCUCCGUCCUAAGCUUUCUCUGACUCUUUUCUUUGAAUCUGUCAAAAAUCCAUAGACCGAGCAGAAGGUUUACCAUCGCCUCCAUGUCCUCCAUUGCUGUGUUGCAUUUGUCGCAAAUGACAUUAAGGGGCUUCCGGGCAGCCGUGCUAUGACGGCUUCACCACGAUGAGGUGGUACUCAAUUGUAAUGGAAAACCACCUAAACCGAGUCCAGCCAAUUAGGUGCUAAUGGAAAAGCGCCUUAAAGUAUUGCAGGAGCACUUAGAGCCCCUUCUAAAUGAUGAUGUCAUGGUCAUUUGUUUCUUUUUAUGGAGGAGACACAGAUUGGCUCAAAUUUAGCUUAAUGAACCACCACAAUGGAAUCGCACUGUGUUGGCAGAAAUGCCCUGGAUUGAAAGUAUCAUAGUGACUUCUAUAUGAUGCCAACACAGAGAACUUGAGGAAGGUUUGGACACACUAAGCAUGUAGGUGUGACACUGCUAGUUCUUAAUUUGCUGGUAGUUUGGCUGAGCAAAGAGAGCACUGUUUGAAUUCAUGCACUAUUUCAGAACAUUGAUUCAAAUGUGUAAAUAUCUAGUAAUGACAUCUUGGGUGUGAAUUCCUGCAAGCUGUUGAGUGAAAGUGAACUGACCAAGCAGCUCUAGGAGCCACCUGCUUUGAAAGAAGAGACCAGUCUGGUUAUAUGCUGCUCAAUGUGAACACAUGGUUCGAUCUCUGCUAUGAGGAAUGCAUUCCUGAUAAAAACUCAGUCCCAUGGACAAACAGAUAGCAAAUGUUCCUCUUGCUCUUUCUUCACAGCAUAAAUGCAGCUUUUCUGUGGGGAUCACAUGACCUUGGUCUCAUUCCUGAAGCAACAGAUUUACUAAUGAACUGUGUUUGUCCUGCUUUCUGUGGGCAGUAUUUUGUUUUUUAGCAGCUAUAUUUCUGUGUGAGUAGCUGCUAUUUUCAAUGAAUGUUAUUUUCAUUCUCUCUGAUGAAGUGUAGAUUACAGUCGGUUUUCUUUCAUGCGAUAGAGAUGAAUAGUGAGAUUGUACAUGUUUAGCAGGUUGCUGUCAUUCCUGUAGAUACUAAUGGUUUUUAUCACAGCUCUCCUUAUAGUUGUUGAUUUUAAGAACUUUCCAGAUUUGUGUUGAGACCAAUUUCAUCUUGUCUGUUGAGUGUAAUUUUGUCUGUGUUGUCUCACCUGUGCCUUUAAUGUUGCUUCAGACAACAUUCAAAAGACAUGUGCAUGAGAUUGCUACAUGAUGCCAUUGUGAUUACUGCAAAUUUAUUUUAACAGCAGAACAAAUGACAAAAAACUACUGGUAUUUUUUACCAAUCCCUCAAAACAAUCAUUAGGUUUACAGGAUGUUAAUCUUUACCAGUGGGUGUAUUUCACUCCCACCCUGGAUGGAUGUGUUCAAGCAUAAUUCCAGAACCAAAGAUAUGCUGAAAAUAUAAUGGACCCUGCUGUUUGAAACUUUCUGGAGGGGCUAAUGAUGUAAAGCCAUUUCUCUAAAGUCACCUCUUUCAGGAGCUUUUUUCUGUGAUUUUAAUCAUUAUUCACAGUUGUGGGUUUGGAGUAUUUUUAGACUACAAUAACUGAUGACUGAUUAAACUUCUAUUUUAGCUACAAAGCAGUGUGCUUUUAAUUGAAAGACAAAACAGCAGCUAUUUACAACUAUUUACACAGACUUGAGAAGUCUUUGUGGUCCUCAUCAGUGCUCUUCAUCAGAAAUUCCAAAUGUCCCCUCCUACAGUAGCUGUGUUUACAAGGCUCUUGAGACAUAAUGGGUACACAAUUUGGGAUUUUUCCAGAGCUACAAUAUCGUUCAAAAGUUUGGCCGUUCAGGCAAUUUCAUAUUUUGCAUGAAAACUCCCACUUUCAUUCGUGUGCUAACACAAGGGUUUUCUAAUCAUCAGUGAGCCUUUCAACACCAUUAGCUAACACAAUGUAGCAUUAGAACACAGGAGUGAUGGUUGCUGGAAAUGUUCCUCUGUACCCCUAUGGAGAUAUAGCAUCAAAAAUUUCCAGCUACAAUAAUCAUUUACCACAUUAACAAUGUCUAGACUGUAUUUCUAAUUCAUAUAAUAUUAUCUUCAUUGAAAAAAUGCCUUUCUUUCAAAAAUAAGGACAAUUCUAAGCGACCCCAAACUUUUGAACGGUAGUGUAGGUGAACAUAAACUGCCAUUUUCUAUCAUACUUUUAUUGCUAUUGUUUAUAGAGUGAAAUGACCCAUUUUGUUCUUACAUACUGUGACACAUAAAUAUGUUAUACUGGUCUGCAAGUGCUCCACAUUCUGCUGGAUUUCCUGUGAAUUGAAAUCAUGUCAGUGUAGUGUUUUUACCCCUAAAUGUCCAGGAUCAGUCCCAGCCAGGAUCUGCACCACUUUACACAUUUCCUUUAUGUAGCAACAAAACAUUGACAGUUGAGUGAUGUGCUUCACCCAAGAUCAGUCUUUUAGCGUCAACACUCCCCUUUAAGGUUGUAGCUUCCUCUGCCAGGGAAUGGCUGUGGUUAUCUUGAAAUCUGUCCUUUGUGAUGGAUUUUACCGGCUUUAAAGUUUGCAGUCGAAAAGAAAAAAAAAACUACUGGAGAAACAGCAUAGCCGCUCAUUCAGCAGAGCCAUAACUUGGGCCAAAGCAGGCUGACAGACGAGCCUUGAUACCAUUGACAUUCAUCCUCUGAGAGCACAGUACAUCCCUUUAAUCACCUGGAAGGUUCAUGGAGGAGUGUUGAAUUCUUCCAGAUGAGAUCUUGAGUGGAGCAUCUUCCACUGUUUCGUAGUUUUACUUGUCAAACCCAACAUGUCAUUUCUUCCUGGAGUGGAGCUUUGGUUUUCUGUUUAUUUAAUGUAUUACAUUUCUACACAUGAAAAAUGUGUUGUUGAUGUCACCUUGUGUUUAAGUAAAUGCUGGAACAGCUUUACUUUUCUAAAAAAUAAAAAAAUGAGAUUUUAA